Molecule: messenger RNA, 2585 nt
Organism: Hypomesus transpacificus
Lineage: Eukaryota; Metazoa; Chordata; Actinopteri; Osmeriformes; Osmeridae
Product: kelch-like protein 34
Molecular function (GO): protein binding
Source: RefSeq, a predicted model, not a curated record
UCUCUCCUACUUCUGGAUGGAGAGUUACUCUCUCCUCUUCAGUUCCUCCCAGGGAGCGGGACUUUUGUCAGGAUUUCAGCGUCUGCGAUCUGAUAGGAGGAUGUGUGAUGUCGUCCUGGAAACCGGGGGGGUGUCUUUCCCGUGUCACCGCGCCCUAUUGGCCAGUUCCAGUGAGUAUUUCUGGGCUCUGUUUGGAGAGAGCACGGCGGAGAGGUUAGCGGCCACUGUUAGCCUCCCAGCGCUAACUCCUCGGGGACUAGAUAUCAUCCUGGACUUCUUGUACUCUGGUUGGCUCAGCCUAUCACCUUCCACCCUUCCCAUUGUCUUGGAAACCGCCAGGUACCUGCAGGUGCAUGAGGCUGUGUCGAUAUGCGAUCGCUUUCUUAACGACGGGUUGUCACUCAACACCUGCUGUUGCUACGCUAACUUGGCAGAAUGCCAUGCCCUUCCGGAGGCCCUUGCAGCCGCCAAUCAAACCAUCACCAUGGAGAUGGCAGAAUUGUUACAAGACAAAAGGGAGGAUCUCUUAGAGCUCAACAUCCAAUCAUUGACAGCCGUGCUGGAGGCCGAAGAGAUUCCCAGUGUUAAGGAGGCAGAGCUAGUGAGGCUGGCUCUGGAUUGGUUGGAUGUGAACGGGCCGCUGCCAUUGGUUCGUUCAAACCUGCUGCUCAGCCGUCUACGUUUCGGAUUGGUCACCCCCUCUGACCUGGCAAUACUAAGCCACGCCCACCCAGCAAUGGCCACACCUCUCAUGAGGAGUCAUGUGACACGAGCGCUGGAGUAUCACGGGCAGGGAGCUGCUCGACCAAUCAGACAGAGCAGACAAACCACUCUGAGGUCAUCAGCUCAUCAUGUGCUGUUAGUAGGGGGUGGGGUCAAUCCAGACUCUCCAGAUCAGGAAGUGCUGACUUUUGACCUCAAAAACAGUAAGUGGUCAUCACUGGCCACCAAUCUCCCACGACUGCUAAAGAACCACUGUGUGUGCUGUGUUGGAGGGUUCCUCUUUGUGAUUGGAGGAGAGGAGGUUGUGGGACGAACCGAGGAAGGGGGAAAAACUCUCACCACCACGACAACCAACCAAGUGUGGCGGUAUGACCCUCGCUUUGCAUGCUGGGAGGAAGUGGAGUCCAUGCUGGAGAGAAGAGCCCAGUUCACCUGCUGUGUGGUUGACGAUGUCAUAUACGCCAUAGGAGGACGACACCCCCGCGCGGACACACACACCUCGACGGCAUCCGUGGAGUUUUACAACAUGUCUGCAGGGGUGUGGCGGAGGGCCACCCCUCUGCCCCGCCCCCUUUACGGCCACGCCUCCGCCGUGCUGGGACAAGCCCUGUUUGUCUCUGGAGGUAUCCCUGGCCACCAGGGCUGUCACCAAGGUGGUAGCCAUGGUGACCAGCGGGACUGCAGCAAAGAGCUUCUUUCUCUAGACCUCGGCGUUGGAGGGAAGUCCUGGGAGACGAGAGCCCCGAUGUCCAUCGCUCGCUUCCGACACCACAUGGCAACGGUUGCCGGGAGCAUCUACGCCCUUCUGGGAAUGUACGAGCCCUUCUGCGACAUCGAGCGGUACGAUUCGCUGGCGGACCACUGGACCCGCCUCCGCCCACUCCUCAUGGGCUCGUUCAGCUAUGGACUGGCUCUCACUGCUUCCGGAACCCUCCUGCUAUUCGGAGGCAGGAAGUGGAUGGACGGACAGGAAGUCACUGUGAAAAGCGUUCUAGAAUACGACAGGGAGAAGGACCGCUGGAAGGAGAUAUGUCAGCUACCCAGACCUCUGUGUGGCUGUGAAUGUACACUGCUGGCUCUGCCCAACUAACACACACACUGGAAUUAUGAGACAAACCCAUGAAACACUAAUAAAGGAGAGGAAUAAUGUGUGCCAAUCCUGUUUCAACAUAGGGAGAGAGAGAGAGAGAGAGAGAGAGAGAGAGAGAGAGAGGGAGAGAGAGGAGGAGAAGAAGAGGAGAUCUCUUAAUGAAAAGAUGCAAAUCAUGCUUGUAUAUGGUGGGAGCCACAGGAUGUAACGCUUCCUAGUUGUUUUGGCUGAUAACUGCCAUCCCCUGUGAACUACUGUAUGAACGUCUGAACGUCUCGUUUCUCUGCCGAGACGUUAGUAAAUCUUCCCGAGGGCCUCCGGCCUUGGUCUCUCCUGCUCUACUCAUCUCUUCUCCCUCGCCCUGAGAGACUGAAGUCUGCUGUUCAGACAUCCAUCACAGAGGUGUUCGUAGGGCCUGCUACGGCGAGUAGUAAGCCCUCUAGUUCCAGAGCCUGGAUCCUUAGUCUACUUUAGUCUUUUAACAAUGUGCUUGAAAACUGUCAUUUUUCGCAGUUUGAGCGGCAUGUCUGAAUCUGCUGUGUUGGUUUCGUUUGGUUUCUGUAGACCGAUUGUCGAAUUGCAAUGCUUUAGGACUGAAUGUUGUCUACAUUGUCUAAAACAUUUAAUUAUUUGAAUGUCAUCUCUAUAUCAAUAUCUAACAACUUUAAAUCCCAUCUGCUAUCACAAGGGGUUAGCACAAAUGUGAUAAUUAGAUAGUUUAACAUUCCAAAUGGUCAUUUAAUGGGAAAUAUGAAAAACAUAAAGUUUCUCU